AGAAAACGUAAUUUAAAUGUCACCGAAAACAAACGAAAAAAACCCAAAUAAAUUAUUUAUUUAAAAAGUCAUGUUGUACUUGUUGGUAUUAACAAAUUUUACAGGAAAACAUACAAGAAAACAACAAACAACAGUAGAAAAACGCGCGAACCAAACCCAAAAUGUGGAUACUUUUUAUUCUCGGCAUAAUUUUCAUCUCAUUGGUGACUACAUUAUCAUGGCUGUGUGUGUGUUUGGACAAAUGACCAAAAAAACAAAAAAAAACAAGAUGCAAUUACCAUAAUACCAGCAAUUGGGCAAUUGUAGUUGGUAUUUAAAUAUUAUUCGCGAGAAUUUAAAUAUUUUUGUGGUGUGCCGUUAGUGUGUUUGCCUCUCUGGCUCGCCUCGCAUUGCAGAGAAAUGUCUGUAUAUAAUUGUUUGUUGCAUUUUGAAGUGCUGACAAUGUGCCUUGUAAAUACAGCCGCUGGCAAUCGACUUGUUGUAGUUGAAAUUGUUGAUUUUCAAUGCUGUGUUUGCGGCAAUAGUUCAGCAAUGCGCUGAUUUGUCAAUAUUCAAAAAAAAAAGCUCCUUAAAAAAUGACAAAAAACAUACAAAAACAUCAAAAACCAACAACGGACAACUGGUAAUUGUGCGAUGAUUGCUGACAAAUGCGGCCAAUAAGUCGCUUAAAGGCAGAGAAUCAAAACUACAACGAUCUUUAACCGCAAACCAUGCAACAGCAACAAUCAAAGAAGUAUGUAUUAGCAUUGAAUUUCAUAAGAUUUUCAUAUAUGUUAAGGAGCUUGUGUCUCUUGCGAAAAUCAACUCGCUAACAAUCCAACAAAAACAACAAAGGCUAUUUAAUCAUUUUCCACGUCCGAUUUGGCUUUUGGUUCGCACAAAAGCUCUGCUAAGCGCAGCUCAGCCUUAAUCAGAUGUAAAUGCCGUUGCAAUAGCAAUAGCAACAGCAACAUCAGCAAGUAUAACAAAACUAACAACAAGCAUCGUCAACAGCCACCCAUGGCACCUGCAAUGAACAAGAUUAUCUGUAUGUAUGUGUAAAUUUACUGAAGUUUUGCUAUUAUAGUGCGGUUAUGAAACGUAAAGUGGACUGAAAUUACGUCAAACGUCCAAGAUGCCGAAAUAUUGAACUUCCAAGUUAAAUGCAGUGUUAUGCCAACAAUAGCAACUACAACUACAAGUCAAAUUGCAGCUGAGUAAACAACAGCGAAACGUGCAUAAAUCAAAAACAAUAUCAAUACAACAACAACAGCAACAAUUAGAAAAGUGCAGCGAACAAGCGUGGGCAUUAAUGGAAAAUCUGACACCCCGGAACUGAGAAGAAAUUCAAGAGAACCCAAACCAAUUUAACACGCAUCGCUGUAGAAAUCACACGCGCCAAAGAGGAAGGGGAAACUUCAAGAAACCAAAAUAUAAAUAAUAAUAAACAACAAACAAGCAAAACUCUCUUUAAACAACACCGAAUUUAACGCUAAAAAGCGAUAAAAUAUAGAUUAAAAACUCCGAACAACAAAACCGUUAAAAUUUGUUUGUGCUCCGCGGCACGCGACGUGAUUUUUAUGAUGUUGCACAUAGUACCUCAAGGAAACAAACUGCAUAGUUGAAAAUAUAAAUAGAAAACGGAAAAAAAAAGUAUAAAAAAAGUAUAAAAAUAUAAAUCGAAAGACAAACAAACACACACACACACUCGUUAACUAGCAGCGCUGAAAACUAUUUUCAGCUGAACUUGAAAUGCCUACAGAAUGUGAGCGUACGAUCGCCAACACCACACAGAACGUGCAACAGCCACAACGACAGCAACAGCAACAGCAGCAGCAACAGCAGCAACAACAGGCAUACGAACAAUUGCAAGCAGAUCACUUGCGUGUAGAAGGAGAAGAAGAAGAAGAAGGAGGAGAAGAAACAGCGGCAACAGCGCUAGCAGCACAGCUUGAGUUCUAUGACGACAUGGAGGGCAAAGAAUUAAAUGGCGGCAAAAUGUCGACGUCACAGGCAGCAACAACAGCAACGUCAACGACAAAUGGCCACAAUGGCAGCAAUCAGACGACAAAUGGAGUUGGCAAGAAAACGUCCAUUAUAUCGCCAGAUCCCACACCAUAUGUGACCAAAGCGCGUGUCACUCGUCCCACACCGCCGCCACCGUCCUACAAUCCAAUGCAAUUUGUACAGAUCAAACCAUGUAAUCUCUAUCAAACCGCACAGGAGCAGCUCAAAAAAGCUGAGGAAGUGAAAAAAAUUAAGGAGAUCAAGAAGGAGGAGCCCGAAGAUUGGCAAAAUAACUUGGACAAUUGGAAAUCGUCACGUAGAAAACGUGUCGAACAUAUCAUCGAUCGAGUUGUUGAAGUGAAGAAACUCGAAUUAGAAGAACACGACCGGACACGAAGAAAAUCGAAAACAUUCUCCGAAAUGAUUGAGGAAAGAGGAGAACGUGGUGUACGUGGUGGACGCGCAAAAUUGGCCUCAUUAGCCGUUUACAAUGAAGACGAAUCGAAUGAUCUGAGUGAUCUUGGCAUUGGCACAAGCAGCGCCAGCGGCAAGAGCAGUCAAUCGGAGGAUUACGACAAUAACAGUGUACUGAGCGACAACGCCGAACUGGACAAGGCCAUAUUCGAAAAUAACCAAAAACCCAGCGGCAUCCCUGCUCGCGAAUACAUCUCAUCGCCCGGCUACGAUACCUCAUCCAGCACAGCGCCCGGCAGCUCUCCCGAUCCAUGCGAAUAUACCUAUGAAGGCGCCAUACAAGAUUAUAAGCAACGCGUCUCACGCGCCAGCGGCGGCAGCGCUCUGACAAAUUUCAAACUCAAUAAUGUCAACACAAAUGCGGCGCUAACGGGCAAAACCGUCAACUCUCCAAAGGAGACCACACCCGACAGCACCAGCAGCUGCACAGUGACCAAUGAUGUCUAUCCCACACGUCGUGGCAGUAAAAUAGAAGAUCGUCUUAUCGGUUUCGAAGUUACCUCGCCCAGCGAUAGUAGUCAAGAGGGUUUGGAGAAGAAAGUGGAUGUACCAAAAAUAGAUAUUUCGAAACGUAAGGAGAUAUUCGAAAAUCAAAAUGCCAAUACAGAACCAAAGUCACUGGUGAGCGGCAAUAAUGGCGCUGGCAGCGUAGCUGUGCCGCGGGUAACGCUGCGUGACCGCUUCAAAUUGGAUGAGAGUGCAACCGGCAAUGGUGAAAUUCAAGAUUCCACUUUGAAGCGUGAAGUUAAACGCCUUUCCGGCGACAUAACCAGCGUAAGGUCGCGUAUGCAAAGCUUGGAGCAACAACAAAACUUAGUCAAUUCAACAAAUGGCGGUGGUGUCGGCAAAACGCCACACGCAAAAUUAGUCGAUAUACCAGUGCCACCGUUGAAGGAUCGCCUGUCUAGUUUACAAAACGCCGUUACCAAAGAGGAGGUGAAAAAACCGCCCGUAGCGCUUGUUGAUGCACGCCAGCUAGAGAUUAUGAAAAAUGAAGAAGAAGAGCGGCGCUUGAAGUUGCGGGAGAAUGAGAAGAAGGUAGAGCAGGUUGAAAUUCAUGAGAAAAAGAAACAGGCCACUGUGCACAUAGCGGAAACCGCAUUGCCACCACAGGAGCUGGUGGUUAAAAUAGACGCACCCGAAGAGGAGAUCGAUCGUGACGAUAGCGGCAUACACACCGCCGAUGGUGAGAUCGACUCCAGUGAAAUCUCUGAACAGGAGCAGCAACUGAAUGCGGCUAUUGCAGCGCUGGCUCUGGAAGAGCAACAGCUAUCCGAAGCAGCCAAUGCCGUCAACCAAAUAGAGGCCGAGUUUGCAGAACUCUCCACCAGCGCAGUUAACGCCAUCGCCAACGGCCUGACAGCAGCGUCGACGACAAAAACAACUAACGAACAGCCAUGCGAAAUGGAAUUUAGUCAGAUCAACGAAGCUCUUGAAUUGGCGCUGGAGGCAAUUGACAGAGAGACAAAAUUCACCGCAAACGAUACAACAACAAUAAUAAAAGCAACGACCAAAAAAUUGAAGAAAACAACAACAACAACAACAGCACCCGCUGCGUUCGCAAUGGCAACAAAUAUAACAAGCAACAAUAGUAAUAAUAACAACAACAACAACAAUAAUAGUAAUAAUAACAACAAUAGCAAUGCUCAAUUUGAUUGUUUGACCGAGCCGAAAGAUUCCUCGAACAAAACCGACGAAGAGAAGGAACUCAAGACAAAAAAACAACAAUUCGAUGCAAUUGCUAAUGAGCAUAUAAGCAACAGCAACAGCGAUUUCAAUUACAACUACAGCGAAAAUAGAGGAGAAUACAAUAAUGAAUUGAACAAUAAAAGCAAAAACAAUAACAAUUAUCACAAAGACAAUGAAUUUGAUAAUAAUACUAUGAUUAUGAUGCAACAAGCGCAUGAGACGCAGAAGAGAGCAAAACAGGAGGAGGCUCAGGAGGCCGAGGAGGCUGAAGUGCUCAUCUCGCAGGAACCAAUUUACGAGAAUAUCUCGGCAGCGUCUACGCGUCAAGUAGAUGCUGAGGCAGGACGAAUCAUCAAAACUCCAGCGAGGACUUUGAAUGGCAGCAACAGCAACAACAACAACAACAAUAUUAAUAAUAAUAAUUAUGAUAAUUUUCAAAACAAUUCUCAUAAUCAAAUCAAUCAAUCAAAUAUAAGCAAAAACAACAACAGUAAUAAUAAUUUUGAUACUGAUAUCGCUUACGCCAAUAAUUUGCUAAGUAAUUUGACUAACAGUAAUGAUAUUAACAAGACCAACAACAACAACAACAACAGCAACAUCAACAGCAGCAAUAGUAGUAGCUAUACCGCUAGCAUUAACAACAACAACAGCUACAACAACAAAUACAAUAGCAAUGUUGAUAAUAAUUGUAUUGAAUUAACAAAUACUUUGGCUAAUGCUACAACAAUAACAAAACCAACAACUACAACAGCACCCGUCAGCGAUAUAAUAGAAACAACAUCACCAACAACAACAACGACUAGUUUCAUAGAAGGCAAAACAAUGCCGACCACAUCACUAAAGACCAGUGAGUUAGCAACAACAACUCUAACAACAAGACAAACAACACAAAUUGAGACGCCAACAAUAACACAAUCAGCUGAAAUUAACCCAAAUUCUGAACAAUACAACACAUCAAACAAACCCUCAGCAGCGCAUAACAGUACACCGAACCCGCUAGUGGAACACGAACCCUACUAUCAAGUGCCCAAGUCCAGCGAACCGUACUACGAUGCACCCAAGCACCUGCGCCCCGUGCCACUUUACGAGAAUAUAGAGGUGUUCUACACGGGCUUAGAGAACUCCACGUUAGCUGGCGGCGCAGGCGCCACACUCGGUGGCGGCGGCUUCAAGCUGGAGCCGCCAAAAGAAAAGCCACCCCCACCACCUAUCGAGAGCCCACCACCGUUCGAUGAUAUCGAUGGCAUUGACAACAACACAGACACUUGGUCUUCGGAUAAUACAUACGAGACGAUUUCAUCGCAUCUGCCACAACUGAACGGACUCGCUGCAGAUCAUCCCUCGCCGCCGAUCAAACGAAUGAAUUCCACAAAACGCAUUAAGAAGGAAUUGCGCAAUAAACGGUCAAGUUUUCUGGGUAUUGACACAACCAAUCUGGAUGACGAGGAAAGCUUUUUGGAAUUAACUGUCGCACCACCGCCAGAUAUGGCGCAACUAUUACAGGAGGAGCGCCGUUUGGAGAAGCAAUUGUACCUGAAGGCGGGUCUGUGCGAUAGCUCAGAUACAGGUGAGAGUCGUGACUCAGGCGUCUCGGAGAAUCAUUCGCGGCAAAGCAGCGAACACUACACAAACUCAUCGGAGGAAAACGAUCGCCAUAUCGAUUCACCGCCGCACAGCCUCAAAUCCAAUGAGCUCAUCUUUCAAAAUGAGGCUCUAUUGACUGCAGCACAGACACCGCUAUUACAAACGGUGAAGGGUAACUCCGCCGAAUCGUGGACUGAAUCGGCCACCGUCGCAGCUGCGGCUACAAAGUCACUCACGGAGGCCACCGCCACCGCCAAUGCCAAAAUGCUCUCCAUUGAGGAGAAGAUACGCGAACAAGAAGAAGUCUUGCGUGUCGAACGUGAGCUGCUGCAGCUGGAGCAGGAAGAGCUGAAGCGUCAACGCGAAAAUUUAAUGCUGCGCGAAAAUAUGGCACGUCGCGAACUGCAACACGGCGCUAAAAUGCUUAUGUCCGCCAACCGACGCUCACUUCAGGAUCUUAAUGGUGUGGGCAUGUCUUUAGCUGGCGGAGUGCCGCUGCCGAAUGGUGCCACAAAUCUUUCAUACCAAACGGCCGUGCCCCAAUAUGCGUUGGCGGCAGCGCAUGGCAUGCAACAACAAGCACAGCAAAAAUUCGUCGCACCCAUGCUUUCGGCACAACCAAAUCAGCAGAUUUACGCAAAUGUACCAAAUCUCGAGCAGCAAUACUACCAAGUGGAUGUCGACUACCGCAAGUCCAUGUCCGAUUUGCAGGAAUUCUCCAAAAGGCACAUGCUGCCACCCAUGCCGCCAACAAAACCAAUGCGCGCCAUGCACGUGACGACUUCUGGAAAUGCGCUGACGGCGCCCAAUGGCGCCGACGACUUUAUGGCACAGCGGCACACAUUGAACGCACAAGGCUACGGUGGCUCACUGGUGAAGAUAGCCGCGCCUACAGCAGCGCCGCGUGGUCAUACAAUAUACAACAAUAACAAUAGCAACAAUAAUCAGCAAUACCAACAUCAAUCCACGCAGAACCUGUGCACGGUCAGCGGUGGCAACAAUAACAUUAGUGUCGUAAACGCCGUGCCAACGGUGGCCAACGCGCAAGCGGCACUGCCGGGCAAUAUGUCACGCAAUACACUGCAUGCGCUUAGCGCGACACCAAAACCGAAGUACACCGACGGUUGGGUACAAGUGCAGCAACGUAAAUCUUACGAUACCAACUUAGCCAAUGAUCCUGCUUGGCUGUCGGCAUACCAGCAGAAGCGCAAGUCCAUGCCGGAGCCCUACCAUCACGCUGCCUACAACAACCACUGGCUCGUGCAGGAGGCCGAACAGCGGCGCAUUGCUGAGCAGCGUCGCGGCGUCAGCUCUUCGGGUACAACGCCGGUGCAUCAGCAAAAUGGCAUGAAGAGUGCAUCAGCAAAUGGCAAUAGCAAUGGCAAACCGCUGCCCGAUUCCAUCAUACAAACGCUAACUGAGCGUGUGCAGAGCAAGGGCAUUGGCGAGCGGAAGAGAUUUGACAACUACAAUAAUCCGAGCGCCGCUUUGGAUAAAAGUCCGUUACACGCGGCCUCCACUUACUACCAACAACACCAACAGCAAUUGACGCCGAAUCAUCAGCGGCAUCUUAGUGGCUCGGCGUUGGCUGCAAUGCCGCCGCCACAAACUAAUGUGAACGCAUUGACGCCGCAUCAACAACCACAGCCACAGCAGCAGCAGCAACAACAGCAGCAGCAGCAGGAUAAGGUGCUGAGCGUGAGCGGCAAGAAGAAGUGUUCACAUUGUGGCGACGAAUUAGGACGCGGCGCUGCCAUGAUCAUUGAGUCGCUGCUGCUCUUCUAUCACAUCAAUUGCUUCAAAUGCUGCGUGUGUCACGUGCAACUCGGCGACGGUUUGAAUGGAACAGAUGUGCGCGUGCGCAAUCACAAAUUACACUGCCAAAACUGUUAUUCCAGUGAUGAUGGUAUAAAAUUCAGUUGCGUCUGAGCGGAAAAUGUACAAAAAAAAAACUUAUUGUUGGCAAAUGAGAAUUUUUGUUGUUGAUAAGGCAAAGUUUUUUAACAGCUAUCAUCAUCAUAACCACAUAACCAAGCAAAAAUGAGUGCAAUGCAUACAUAAGUGCAAUCACAUGCACAUACAAAUGCGUAGAUUUGAAAAUCGUAUGCGAGGAAAACCAAAAAAAUAAAAAAAACUUUGCUGAAAUGCUGUUGUAUGCGUUGACGAGUCAAAAAUAUUUGAUUUCAAGCUGAAAAAUAAAAAGAAAAAUUCAGUAAAAAUGUUAAAUCAUUUUUCUUUUUUCGUAUAUAUUUACACAUCUCAAUGUUCAUACAGACACGCAAACAUAUUUACACUUUUUAAAAGUAAAAAAACAAAAUCAAAUUAUUAUAAAUUUUACAUUAAAUGAAUUUUACAAAAUAUUUAGACAUAAUUAUAUGUAUGUAUGUAUGUAACUAAAUACGUAUGCUAAAAAUGCUUAUGAGACAAAGAAGAAAAAAAAGAAGAAAGGAGAAUUGAUGAAAUCUACAAUAAUAUGUGUAAAACGCAAAAUAUAUUUACACGUUAUAUACGUUAUGUGCGUACUUGAGAACUAUUUAUGUGCAGCUUUUUGCUAACUGACGAACUGUUGAAAUUUUUGCCAAUUUUUUUCCAAUUCGAUUUAAUAUAAAAUAUAUAUAUAGAUAUAUCUAACGCUAUCGGUAUGCGUUGUAGCCUAUAAUAUUUACAUAAAAGCAUACUUCCACACAUACAAACAUAUAUGUAUAUCAAUUGUUAAAAUUAGGAAAAAAAUUCUAGUUAAAAAUCAAAAUUUUGGGGCGCAUUAAUAGAUUAAUAAAUGCAAUAAUAAUAACAACAAGCACAUACAUACAUAUGUCAGAGUUCUGCAAUGAACGCCGGCGAAAGGAGGAGAGAUAAAUGCAUCAUGUCCUCCUCAUGCAGAUUGAUAUACAAAAUUGUAUGGAUCGUGCAGAUCUCUGGUACAUAUCACGUAAUACAGACCGACACAAAUCCAUACAUAUAGUGCAUACGAGUAUGUACAUAAAUAUGGAGCGAACUGUUUGUACAGGCGAAUGAUCAUAUAUACACGUACAUACGUGUACAUGAAUGGAGCGCUAGAAAAAGGAAAUAACUACAAAAUUCACGCC
Molecule: messenger RNA, 8819 nt
Organism: Ceratitis capitata (Mediterranean fruit fly)
Lineage: Eukaryota; Metazoa; Arthropoda; Insecta; Diptera; Tephritidae
Gene: smash
Product: histone-lysine N-methyltransferase, H3 lysine-79 specific
Exons: 11
Coding region: 1732-7662 (1976 amino acids)
Biological process (GO): positive regulation of stress fiber assembly; regulation of focal adhesion assembly
Cellular component (GO): stress fiber
Molecular function (GO): myosin II head/neck binding
Source: RefSeq, a predicted model, not a curated record